UACUGAAACUGUAAUAGGACAUGGCAACCAGCUUACAGCUUUAUAAGAAGAGUACAUUUCCUCCUCUUCUGAAUAUUUAUCAGCUGCCACAUUGCAGGAAUGAGAAUGACAAAAACCCCAAAAAGAUGAUGAAAGAUGACAACGGGAAGAAGAGGAACAACAAAUCAUCAUUUAGUGAUGAAGACAAAGAAGAUGCAAUGAAACAGGCCCUGCUAGAACAGUGUAUCCCUGGACAUCAAGUGCCCUACUGCAAAUUGUCUCACGAUGCUAAGUACCUCAAGUCUAUUCCACAGUCCAGUAAUUACCUGGUGAUAGGAUUGCAGAAUGAGUUAACUAGACUUGGAAUCUUAAAGAACCAGCAAGAUUAUGAAGACUUUUGGACACUGAUCCUAGAGGGCACUCACAGUUCACGGCUUAAAGAAAAACUUCAGGAUAUAAAAUUUAAAAUGGUUGCAGCUAAGUCUUUUCCUUCACAUCCUGUUGUGAGAACCGGUGCAGCACAGUCAGCAAAUGUCCUUCUGAGCAACCGAUGUGGGCAGCUGAAAACGAGCUCAGCUUCUCUACCAGGAUCAGUGUCCUGCCAACCACCAGCUCAUCAUCCAAGUAAACACCCGAAGGCCCAAGAAGAAACUGAGCAAAUAUUUCCUAAGCUGCUGCUUUCUUGGCUUUCUGAAUUGCAGAAAAGGCCUGAAGAGCAAUCCAGAACUCAGGAGGUGAGCAAACCUUGCAAAAGGACUAGGAAGCAUUUCCACCAUGAACGACAUCUGAUUUACUUGCAUCAUAUGUAUCAUCUCGCCCUUCUUAAUAUGACAUCUUCCAAGAGACUGCUGGAGAAAAAUGGCCAGUUCGCAGUUGCUGAAAAAGAGCACAGUGUCCAUGAUCUGAUGGAAUACUUGUUUCCAAGUCAUCAUAAACAACCUGGAAAUAGCUCCACUGAAAGAGGGAUAGAGGAAAGCACAUUUCCCAUUUUGCUAGACAGGAAACAGCAUGAGCUAUGUCACAGGGGCUUCUCCAAAACACGCAUCGUUUUUAAAGAAAUGAAAAACAAUUCAAAGGAGAAACAACAUGAAAAUAAAGGAGCUGUUGAAAUUUUGGAGGAUCAGAAAUACAAUAACAGCACCUUUGCCCCACAUGAAAUGAUCACUGUGCCUCUUACCAUGGAAGAUGUGGUUCUGAACAAUCCAGUUGUGGAAGCUAAGUCAACAGUUACCUACUGGACUAAUUAUGUGGACAAAGAAGAAUCCAUUUUCUAAAGAGGAAAAGGAUGACUAAAAUACAAACUCACAACAGCAAUAAAAGUGCAGCUUUAUGUAGAUCUUAAUGCUGUAUCCCACACAUACUGUGAUGUACCUAUAUUAUGAAAUCAUUGUACUGAAUGUAAUUCAACUUUCUACAGGCCAAAAUCUAUAUUGUAAGCUUUUAAGUAUUCACUAUAAAAUUAAAUGUGCUCAAUUUCAGA
Messenger RNA from Terrapene triunguis (Three-toed box turtle), 1459 nucleotides. RefSeq lists its product as uncharacterized. Bases 21 to 1253 code for a protein of 410 amino acids. The record is from RefSeq and is a predicted model, not a curated record. Lineage: Eukaryota; Metazoa; Chordata; Testudines; Emydidae. The transcript is spliced from 12 exons.